Psilocybe cubensis is the source of this 438-nucleotide messenger RNA. Its product is annotated as UPF0428 protein CXorf56-like protein. The record is from RefSeq and is a predicted model, not a curated record. Lineage: Eukaryota; Fungi; Basidiomycota; Agaricomycetes; Agaricales; Agrocybaceae. The transcript has 5 exons. The coding region runs from base 1 to 438 and encodes 145 amino acids.
AUGCCCAAGGUCGUAUCCAGGUCGGCCGUCUCGUCGUCGACUGACGCCCAGCCAACCGCGAGCUCAGCAGCUGCUCUGCGUGUCUACUAUUGCAUAUGCGGCGAGUUCAUCCUUGUUAUUGAUAAAAGCCUUGCUUCUCUUCCACGUCGAAAGACAGACAACGCUAUUAUCAUUCGCUCUAAAGAUAGCGACGAUGGGAAGGCAAGAGUCUUCAAGCUGAACGCCGUUGCUGAAGACCCAAUCCUCUUAGAAAGGUCCGGAGGCGGACACGAGAAGCAGUAUCGAUUCCACUGUCCACGGUGCUCUUUGAAGAUUGGAUAUCAAUCAACACCACCGCCAGUAAAGACCGCUCCCUUUCUAUACAUUCUCUCUGGAGCCCUUACGCAGAUGCAAGGUCAAGUGCCUCCCGACGCAUUUGACGGGGAAAAUGACCUAUGA